GCGCCCGGGCGGUGGUGCUCCGGCCGCGCGGGCGGCCCACGGAGGGCGCGGGCGGCGCGCAGGAGCACCAGUUCUGGUCGAACAGCAGGGAGGAGAGCUGGUGGGACACGGACUGGCGCGCCUCCCCGGACUCCGGCGGCCGCGGCGAGGCCGUGGGCCAGCCGGAGAUCUGGCGCAACCCCCUGGGUGGCGCGCAGCAGCGGCGCGUGGAGCUCCGCGCCGAGGGGAGGAGGGCCGAGGCCGCCGAGAGGUCGGGAGGCUACGGCAACGCGAGCCAAUCGAGGCCACCGCCCGAGCCCCGCCCAGGGGCAACGUUCACGUUCUUCUCUCGCCCUUCGAACGGGCGGCGCGUCACGUGGCAGGGCCAUGGGCCACAGGGCGGCGAGUUCCAACUGCGGCCCAUGUGCGAGCUGGACCCAAGUAG
Prorocentrum cordatum is the source of this 424-nucleotide messenger RNA. NCBI's taxonomy places the organism in Eukaryota, Dinophyceae, Prorocentrales, Prorocentraceae. The record is from the annotation of a GenBank genome assembly.